AUGUCAAAUCCAAAUUUUAAAAGCACAAAACUGAUAUUGAAAGAAGCCCAAUCUUCAUCUACUGUGUCAACUUCGCUUGCUACAUAUACUACACCUGUUAUAUCAACUAAAUCUACUAUUUCUAAUAUUAGUGAUGUGAAAACUAAAGUAGCAUAUUACUAUAAAAAAGCCAAAAAUAAAAACACAGAAUUGGCGAAUAAAAAUUGGAUGAGAAAAUUUGAGGAAUUUCAUAGUAAUUCUGGAUAUUUAAUUUUAUUGACUGUUCUUAACAAUAAAAAACAACUUGAGGAACAAAUUGUUGAAUUUAUUUCUAUAAUGAAAAAAAAGGAUAGAAAUGAAUAUAAAACCAAUUCUGUAAAACAAGCUGUUGAUGCAAUUAGUCGUUACCUUCUUUAUAAUUCACCCAUCUCAUCUGUUAAUUUACAUGAUCAAUAUAUGUUUUCUGACUUGUAUGAUGUUUUACAUAAUAAAAUGUGUGACCUUCAAGAGCAUGGAUUUGGUGAAGUUUCAGGAUCUAUUGCUCUUAAUUCUAACCAAGUUCAAGAAAUAUUGCAACAUUCAAUGAUAAGUCAUAGUAGUCCUUUAAAUCUCUUGUAUCAUGUCUUUUUUCAUCUAUCAAUUAUUCUUGCAAUGCGUGGAGGAGAGCAUUAUGAGCUUAAAGUUGAUCAAUUUAAAUCUGAUGAUUAUGGAGUGGGGCUACAAAAGGGUCAAGCUCAUGUGAUUUCAAUUUCUCAAGAUAAUAUUGGACCCUGUGUUUGGUAUAAAAAAAAACAUAUUGGAAAAAAUAAAUUAAUGAAAUUUAUGCAAGAAAUUGGUCAUAUUACAAAAAUUGAUAUUCUAGUUGAACUACUUUCUAACUAUUCUGAAUGUAAAACUGCCACUCAAUGUUUACAAGAUCAUGAAAUUCCAGAACAGGCAAUUAUAGAACUUACAGAUCAACAACUUCAUACAUCAAAUAUGUUGAUAAAUCUUACUGAAGGUUCUUUUAAUGAUAAUUUACAAUCACGAGUUCCUCUUCAAGAAAUUACUUCUGAUUGA
This is a messenger RNA of Racocetra persica, 1038 nucleotides long. NCBI's taxonomy places the organism in Eukaryota, Fungi, Glomeromycota, Glomeromycetes, Diversisporales, Gigasporaceae. The record is from the annotation of a GenBank genome assembly.